This is a messenger RNA of Capsicum annuum, 2476 nucleotides long. Its product is annotated as zinc finger CCCH domain-containing protein 18. Bases 215 to 1927 code for a protein of 570 amino acids. The transcript has 8 exons. Lineage: Eukaryota; Viridiplantae; Streptophyta; Magnoliopsida; Solanales; Solanaceae. Gene Ontology annotation, molecular function: RNA binding; metal ion binding. The record is from RefSeq and is a predicted model, not a curated record.
UUUUUUUUUUUUUUUUUUUUUUAUAUUUGGUGGAAUAAUUUGAAUUUUUAAUGUUGUUUCAAUGACGAAAAGAGACAGAUUUUGAUGUUUCUAUGUUCAGAGAAAUGUCAAAAAUCUCUUCUUUUUUGUGAUAUAACUGGUACUAGAAGGUUAUGGGUUGAAGUUUUUGGAAAUAAGUUUUUGUAGAAAUGUAAGUAAGGUUUCGGGCCCUUUCAUGACGCUGCUCAGGAGCUUUAAUGCACCAAGCUGCCCAAAAACAAGAUCAAUCAGUUUUAAUUUUCAAAAUUUGGUGAUGUUGAAGAUGAACAUGGACUUCUCUGACUCUACGAAAAUUGUGUAUGAUCGAAUUCAGAAACUAGAGCCCGAAAAUGUGUCUAAGAUCAUUGGUUAUCUUCUCUUACAAGAUCAUGGUGAGAAGCACAUGAUUAGAUUAGCCUUUGGCCCCGACAAUUUUAUCCAUUCGUUAAUUAACAAAGCUAAGAAUGAUCUUGGAUUAUCAUCCAAACUAGCCAUUUCUGGUACUCUUUCACCUCCCUUGGUCAAUGGAGCAUUAUCUGUAGACGUUCCCUUGAAAUUUGAUCCAUUCUCACUAGCUUCUUCACCACGCCCCUUUCCAACUCUUCGAGUUGGAAAUCCCUACUGGGAGCCUCAAGGACCUGCUGAAAAUCGUCCAAUUCAUACCUUGGAUCUUUUGCCAGUGGGUUGCUCCGAUCCUAUGAUCAAUGAACGCCAAUUCCCCAACCAACUUCAGUUCUUAUCUUUGGAUGGUCACUCAGACCAUGUUAGUUCAGAUUUCUCUGUUGACCACUAUUUCCCUGGACCUGCAUUAGGUCCAAGAUCGAGUCGAAGGUCUCCAAGCUUACCUGAGUUUCCUUUUAAGAUCUGUCAUUACUUUAACAAAGGCUUUUGUAAGCAUGGAAAUAACUGUAGAUACAUUCAUGGCCAUUCAACUCCGGAAAGCUUCUCCCAAGUUUUCAACGCAAAUUCAAAUGAAGUAGGAUCUGAUGAACAUGUCUUCUCCCCUGGAUCUCUGGAGAAACUAGAGAUUGAGCUCACUCAGCUUCUCAAAUCCAAAAGGGGUCUCCCUGUUUCUAUUGCUUCGUUGCCUAUGUUGUACUAUGAGACGUUUGGCAGAACACUUCAGGCCGAGGGUUAUCUCACAGAAAGCCAAAGACACGGGAAAGCUGGAUAUAGCCUGACUAAACUCCUCGCUCGUUUAAGAAACAGCAUUCGUGUCAUCGACAGGCCUCAUGGACAGCAUGCCGUUAUUUUAGUUGAGGAUAUUCCAAAAUACAUGGAAUGCAAUGGAGAAAGAAAUGAACAAGGUGCAAUUGUAGCCGGUUCUCGCCAGAUUUAUUUGACUUUUCCGGCUGAAAGUACCUUCAGCAAGCAAGAUGUUUCCAACUAUUUCAAUCAAUUUGGACCAGUCCAAGAUGUUAGGAUUCCUUGUCAACAGGAGAGAAUGUUUGGAUUUGUAACUUUUGCUUACCCAGCAACAGUUAAGCAGAUCCUGUCAAAGGGGAAUCCUCAUUUAGUUUGUGGAGCACGUGUUUUGGUGAAACCUUACAGGGAAAAGUCCAAGCCUGUAGAUAGAAAGUGCCAGGAGAAAGCUUAUCAAGCUUCCUAUUUUAAUCCGUCUUUCACUGAUGCACAAUCUGAGCACCAAUCUUCACAUCGAGUAUGUGAAAAUGCAAGACUAUUGAAAAUUGAGUUUGAGAAGCAACGUUUUCCAGAGUUUCAACAUCAUCAAAUGCGCGUUGGCUACUCAGUAAAGGUUUUGAAGCUUUCUUCAGAAGGCCAUAACGAACAACUAGAGUUUCCAUCGGAUGAGGAUUUUUCUGACAUGCUAGAUGUACGGAACAAUGGUUCCACCAGCGACGACGAAACUAGGCACGUUGAGAUGAAUCACUGUGACCAAGAAAGUUAAUCAGUUCUUUCGGAUCUUGGCAGUGGUCAAGUAUUGUAUUCUUCCAGAUAGCCCUUUUACAUUUCCAAUAAGGAAUGGCAUUUCAACUACCAUUUAGGUUCAGAGACACACACAAGGAUUACAAAGAGUUUAAGAGGACUUGUUUUUUGGAAUAGCAGUUCAUUGGUUCGACACACAAAGUACUUUUCUUCCUAUAUAUUUUCCAUAAAAAACGGUAGUACUAAUUAAUAUAGUUGCUCAGUUGCCUGCAAGAAGUUUUUUUUUUUUUCCUUUUUCCUUAGGUGGACAUCAUGAGAAAAUGAUAUAGAAAAGGAAUUCCAACUUUUAACAAGAAGUUUCAUAGGUUUUAUGGUUUGAUCUGAAGUUAAUGAUAGGGAGCAUGCAAGCUUGAAGUUAAAGAUGUAAUUAUGGUCUCUUUUAAAGAAAUGAUGGAUAGGUGCAGAUGUAGCAGAGUUUGGUGUCCAAUGUAGAGCUCUCUGCUAUUAAACAUAAAUGUUUAAUGUUGCUAAGUGCUAACAAUAAAGUUAUAAUACAUAGUUUUCAUUUCAA